Panicum virgatum (switchgrass) is the source of this 1870-nucleotide messenger RNA. Its product is annotated as sorting nexin 2B-like. The transcript has 5 exons. Gene Ontology annotation, molecular function: phosphatidylinositol binding. The record is from RefSeq and is a predicted model, not a curated record. NCBI's taxonomy places the organism in Eukaryota, Viridiplantae, Streptophyta, Magnoliopsida, Poales, Poaceae. The coding region runs from base 30 to 1706 and encodes 558 amino acids.
CCCCCCCCCUUCCCUCUCCGACCCUCGCCAUGAUGUCCUCGGCGCCUCCGCCGGCGCCGGCCGCCGGCGCCGGCGACGACGACAUGGAGUCCCUCCCCCUCGCGGCCUCCUCCGACUACGCCUCCGUCGCCUCCACCUUCGACCCCCUCCUCUCCUCCGCCUCCGCCUCCGCCUCCGCCUCCGCCUCCGCCUCCGCCUCCGUCGCCUCGCCCCGCUCCCCUCCGCCGCGCGCCGCCUACAUGCUCUCCUCGACCUCAUCCUCCUCGUUCGUCGACCCGCCCUCCUACGCCGACGCCACCGGCGCCGGCUCCUCCUCCCCGCGCUCCGCCUCCUCGCCCGCCUCCGCCUCGCCGAGAUCCGCGCGCGCGGCGGCCUCCGAGUACGCCCUGCUCGCCGUCUCCGACCCGGAGACCGAGGCCGAGCCCGCUGCCACCUCGCUCGUCCCCGGAUCCGCGCCCACCUACGUCUCCUACCUCGUCACCAGCGUUCGCCGCGGGGACCCCGCCCAGCGCCGCCACGCCGUGCGCCGCCGCUUCCGGGACUUCGUCACGCUCGCCGACCGACUAGCCGAGGCCUUCCGGGGCCACUUCGUGCCGCCGCGCCCCGACAAGAACACCGUCGAGAGCCAGGUCAUGCAGAAGGACGAGUUCGUGGCGCAGCGCCGCGCCGCUCUAGAGCGGUACCUUUGGCGGCUCGCCGAGCACCCCGCCAUCGGGUCCAGCGACGAGCUGCGCGUCUUCCUGCAGGCCGAGGGCAAGAUGCCGCUGCCAGGCAGCACCGACGUGGCAUCGCGGAUGCUUGAUGGAGCAGCAAGGCUGCCACGGCAGCUCAUCGCCGGGGAGGAAGCCGUCGCUGCACCACAGGACGUCGUCCAGCCAGCUAAGGGUGGCAGGGACCUGCUCAGGAUAUUCAAGGAGCUCAAGCAGUCUGUGGUCACUGACUGGGGUGGUGUGAAGCCUCCGCUGGUGGAGGAGGAUAGGGAGUUCCUGGAGAAGAAGGAGAAGCUGCAGGAGUGGGAGCAGCAGCUCACUGGUGCGUCACAACAGGCAGAAGCACUCGUCAAGGCUCAACAAGAUAUGGGUGAAACAAUGGGAGCGCUUGGAUUGGCAUUUGUUAGACUGACAAAGUUGGAGACUGAGGAGGCAAUGUAUGAUUCCCAAAGGAUGAGAGCAGCUGAAAGCAGGCGUGUAGCCACUGCAGCUGUUAAAGCUAGCAGGGCAUGCCGAGAUCUGAAUGCUCAAACUGUUAAAUAUCUGGAUACACUGCAUGAACAUUUAAGCAUAAUGUUGUCUGUCCACACUGCAUUUUCUGAUCGGGCAAGUGCAUUAUUGACUGUACAAACACUCAUGUCAGAUUUGGCAUCAUUACAGUCCAGGAUUGAGAAACUCGAAGCUGCAUCCUCAAAGAUAUUUGGUGGUGAUAGAACUAGGAUUCGCAAAGUGGAGGAGCUAAGGGAAACAAUCAGGGCUACCGAAGAUGCUAAGUUCUGUGCUUUAAGAGAAUAUGAGAGAAUUAAGGAAAAUAACAGAAGUGAACUCCAACGACUGGACAGAGAAAGAAAAGAAGAUAUCCUGGUGAUGCUAAAAGGAUUUGUUACAAGCCAGGCGGCCUACGCCGAGAAAAUUGUGGAUGGUUGGGAGACGGUGGCCGAGGAGACGAGUGGAUAUUCGCGAGGAACUAACAACAUGCCAUCUUAUAUGGAUUGACAGGCCAUCUUAGGGUCUUAGCUUCCCCAUAUUUGGUUGGAUGACACUGUUUGUACAAUGUAAUCUAGGAUAUGAAUUGUGAAAUAGAAAGCUACACCAAAUUCGAUUUGUUUUCAUUUAUUUGUUUAUAAUCAAAAGGAGCCUGGCUCCACAGUUCCUAGUUA